Messenger RNA from Microtus ochrogaster (prairie vole), 902 nucleotides. RefSeq names its product COMM domain-containing protein 4-like (gene Commd4). Lineage: Eukaryota; Metazoa; Chordata; Mammalia; Rodentia; Cricetidae. The record is from RefSeq and is a predicted model, not a curated record. The annotation marks the transcript as partial. The transcript has 4 exons.
CGUUUGUGUAAUCCUUUCGGGAAGCAGCGGCAACAGAAGGGUGUCCUAAAACGGAACAGUUGUACAACCUCUGGAAGAGCUAGGCCCCCGGGAGAGUGCACAUCUUGUCUCGCUAGAGCUUCGUGAAGAUGGGGCAAGAUAAGCAAAGAUCAAAUCUUGCUGGGACUUGGAUUACCAUUAUCAAACUAGAAUUCCCUCCGACCGCCCACAGUGCCUUGUAAUAAAGAGGAAAUUAUGGGAAGUAGGAUCUGGUGCUACAGCAGACUCAGUGGUAGACGUGCCCGAGGCUCUGAUUUUGAGCCCCAGCACUGCCAACAACAAGGCCCCAAAAACCUAGAAUCAGGUAGCAUCGAGCAAUCUGUUGGGCUGGAGCAUGGUGGGCACUUAUGUAGGCCUGCCACCUGUUGAUGCUUGUUGAGCAGAUAGAGUAAAAGUCAGAACAAGGUCAGGUGGCAUGCGGGCAGGGAGAGCGCAGCACCCAAGACAGUCUGGUGAUAAGGAGAACAGGUGGCCAGAGAGUGCGCAUCCUGAACAUGGAUCCUGGGCACACCUCAGCCCUUUCUGCAGCCUGACUUCCCACCUUACCCUCUUACAGAGGUUCCGGUUCUGUGGCGAUCUGGACUGUCCUGACUGGGUCCUGGCAGAGAUCAGCACACUGGCCAAGAUUUCCUCUGUGAAGCUGCGGCUGCUGUGUAGCCAGGUGCUAAAGGAGCUUCUGGGGCAGGGCAUUGAUUAUGAGAAGAUCCUGAAGCUUACUGCUGAUGCCAAGUUUGAGUCUGGAGAUGUAAAGGCCACAGUCGCAGUGCUGAGUUUCCUCCUCUCGAGUGCAGCCAAGCACAGUGUGGACAGCGAUUCCUUGUCCAGUGAGCUACAGCAGCUGGGGCUGCCCAGAGGUAUGCAGG